AUGGAAACUGAUGAUAUGAUAAAAUCUGAUGGGGAUCUACUUCAUAUUUGUAAAACUACAUUCAGUGAAAUAGAUGAUGAUCUAUAUUUAAUGCAAUUCCCAACAAACAUGCCGGAAUUUCUUCCUCCUCAAAAACCAAAAGUAGCUCGAUUUGAAAAUCAAUCAGAACAUCGACCUUCACAGCGUAAUGCAACUUCACAAAACUCAAAAACAUUACAAAACCCGUCAAAUAAUAAGACACAAAAUAAAUCAAAAACGUCGGAUGAAGAAAAUCAAGAAAAAACAGACGAGAUCAAAAUAGAGCCGAUAUCGGAAGGAAGAAUAGGAACAUUUUUGGUAUAUAAGAAUGGGGACAUAAAACUAAAAAUCGGAGAAAUUAUAUAUGAUAUUUUCCCAGCUUCGGAUGUUGCGUUUCCUCAAACAGCUGUUGUGAUUGACACUGACGAGGAAACAAAAGGUAUCUAUGAGAUGGGAAACAUAACCAAACAAUGGCUCAUUGCACCAAAUAUAGAAACUUUGUUUAGCGGUUCUGAUGACGAUGAAAUUUCUGAAUAA
Messenger RNA from Ambispora leptoticha, 555 nucleotides. The record is from the annotation of a GenBank genome assembly. NCBI's taxonomy places the organism in Eukaryota, Fungi, Glomeromycota, Glomeromycetes, Archaeosporales, Ambisporaceae.